Coffea eugenioides is the source of this 1076-nucleotide messenger RNA. RefSeq names its product heavy metal-associated isoprenylated plant protein 31. The record is from RefSeq and is a predicted model, not a curated record. NCBI's taxonomy places the organism in Eukaryota, Viridiplantae, Streptophyta, Magnoliopsida, Gentianales, Rubiaceae. The coding region runs from base 85 to 714 and encodes 209 amino acids. The transcript has 3 exons. Gene Ontology annotation, molecular function: metal ion binding.
GUGGGGGAUAAAGCCAUCAAGUGAUCACGCCAUCCCAGUCCACGCGUGAACAACCCCGCUUGGUUUUUGCGAUUUCAACGCCCAAUGCUUCUUCUCAGCCCUUCCAACAAAUUGACCUUCAUGAAUAUAUAUAUCUGUGGCCUGCACGUAAACCAAAUACAAACAGGUAUUACCAUAACGAUAGGGCUCUCUUUUUCAUAUCAAAAGGAAACCAGAGGUCUCUCAGUCUCGAGUCUUCACAACGCUACUAAGCAGCAGUUGCGUAGUGGUAGUAUUUAUCGAUACCAAGAAUCGAAGAUGUCUAUGGUGGAGGUUAGAGUCCCUAACCUGGAUUGCGAGGGUUGUGCAGCAAAGACACGCAAAGCUAUCUUCAAGCUCAAAGGAGUGGAAGAGGUAGAUGUGGAAAUGGAGACGCAGAAAAUCACGGUCAGAGGGUUCGGAUUGGAGGAGAAGAGGGUGCUGAAAGCUAUUAGGAGAGCUGGAAAAGCAGCAGAGCCUUGGCCAUAUCCAGCAGGGUACUCGUAUUUCGCUUCGUUUUACAAGUACCCUACGCACGUAGUCAACCAUUACUACGACACCACCAAAAAUGUAGCCGCUCCCAGUGUAUAUAGCUUUUUCCACACUCCGGCGGUUUACUCGGUCGCAGUUGCCUCUGAUGAGGCUGUCGCCUCUCUUUUUAGCGAUGAAAAUCCCCAUGCUUGUGCAAUUAUGUGAUACUGCCGCUCCUUCAAUCUGCUUCUCUUCUUUUUCUGUUUCUUUUUUCCACCCCUGCUUGUCUUUCAAAUCCUCCUUUGCUCUUAAAAUUGAAGUAAUUUUUUUGUCUUUUACUGGGUGGCUUGCCAGAUAACUAGCUGCUUUGGUCCCUGUUCAUAGUUGACCAUCUCAGUGGCGUGAUUUGACGAUGGUACUUUGAGGGAAAGUUUUGUCCCUUCUAAAAUUGCUACUUUGCAAGAAAAGAAUCUUGAAAAGGAGAAUAACCAGACGGAACAGCCUUUGCAAAGAGUGGCCUGCCCAAAUUGCUUUUCAACUUUAAUUUCAGCCCAUUGAAAUUCAUUGCUAUUGGGCUCCAAAAAAAA